Molecule: messenger RNA, 478 nt
Organism: Blastomyces gilchristii SLH14081
Lineage: Eukaryota; Fungi; Ascomycota; Eurotiomycetes; Onygenales; Ajellomycetaceae
Exons: 1
Coding region: 80-274 (64 amino acids)
Source: RefSeq, a predicted model, not a curated record
UGUACCCACGCUGUGUGCGCGGCUGAACCAGAAAUUGUUCACUACCUUGUUGGUGUCUAACCAGAGUUCAAGAAAGGCAAUGAGAUUCAGAGCUGCGCCCUGGAAGCGGCGGUACGGCAAGGGAGAGUGGCGCGAAGCCAGGAACCGUGACCAACGAGAAUGGGGAGCGCAUGAGCCUGGGGCGAUUGGUGACGGACGUUUCAUCGAUGGAAAUGGUAACGACUGCUUCUGGCUUCAGGGUUCAAAUGUGAACCCAAUUUAUGGCGUGAGGUAAUCAUUUAUGGAGUACCCAAAAGAAGAAGAAGAAAUACACACCACUCAUGAACUGGACAACAUGAUUGAAAUGAUCAGUCUUUGUUGUUAUGAAAGAGUGGUGGAUACAUGACAUUCUUCCCAGGACUUAUAGGUGUACGGUUAAUUAAUAGAUGAAUGUAGAAAAAGAUGCUCAGCUUAAUAAGACUCCACUUGAAAAACACAA